AUGUUAGUAGCUGUUUAUGAAGCCGAAAAGUCUUUGCAGAACGUGUCCCAUACCGAAGACGACGCUAAUGCAAAUCUGAACUCCAUAAAAAACUGCCCAACACUGACGGCCUCGGACACCGGCGCCGACCCAGCAGAGCUCCCUGGCUUUGACAGAUCGUCAGCCGAGGUGUGGAUUUACCCCACGAACUAUCCAGUCAGGGCGUACCAGCUAAAAAUCUCGGAAAAAGCCCUUUUUGAGAACACCUUGGUGUGUUUGCCUACCGGUCUAGGGAAGACCUUCAUCGCCUCGGUAGUGAUGUAUAAUUUUUACCGCUGGUACCCGUCGGGGAAGAUUGUGUUCAUGGCUCCGACGAAGCCGUUAGUUGCGCAACAGAUCGAGGCGUGCUACAAGGUGAUGGGAAUACCACAGGGACACAUGGCAGAGUUGACAGGCAGCACUCAGGCGCAAAUGCGGCGGGAGCUGUGGAGGUCGCGACGCGUGUUCUUCCUCACCCCGCAAGUAAUGGUGAACGACCUGUCUCGAGCGACCUGCCCCGCCUCUCAGGUCAAGUGUGUGGUGAUUGACGAGGCCCACAAGGCCCUGGGAAAUCAUGCCUAUUGCCAGGUGGUUCGGGAAUUGCGAAGCCAGACCGAACAGUUUCGCAUCUUGGCCCUGAGUGCCACUCCAGGGGGAGACACUGCAGCGGUGCAGCAGGUCAUCUCCAACCUCCUGAUCUCCCACAUAGAGCUGCGCUCUGAGGAGAGCCCAGACAUCCAGGCCCACUCGCACCAGCGCAGCCUGGAGAAAGCGGUGGUUCCCCUGGGGGACAUGCUCUCGGGCUACCAGGCCCGCUACCUGCAGGUCCUGGAGAAUUUCACGGGCCGUCUGACACAGCUAGGGGUGCUGUCUCAUCGGGACCUGCGGACGCUCACUAAGUACCAGCUCAUCCUGGCCCGGGACCAGUUCCGCAAUAACCCACACCCACGCAUCAUGGGAGCCCAGCAGGGGAUGCUGGAGGGGGACUUCGCCCUGUGCAUCAGCCUGUACCAUGGGUAUGAGCUGCUCCUCCAGAUGGGCCUCCGCUCCCUCUUCCUCUUUGUGCAGGGCAUCAUGGACGGCACCAAAGAAAUGGCACGGGCCAGGAAUGAGCUGCAGCGCUGUAAGGUGUUCAUGGACCUUUACCAGGAGAUGGAGGCACUCUUUAUGAAGCCCAGGCCGAGGGAGCCCUUCAUCUACAGCCAUCCUAAGCUGCAGAAGCUGGAGGAGGUGGUGCUGCAGCACUUCCAGGCCUGGACGGACAGCACAGUGUCCAGCCCAGAGGGCGGGGCCAAGGCGGUGAGCACGCGGGUGAUGAUCUUCUCUUCCUUCCGCGAGAGCGUGCAGGAGAUUGCUGAAAUGCUGAACCGCCACCACCCCCUAAUCCGGGUCAUGACCUUUAUGGGGCAGGCCUCGGCCGGGAAGGGGGUGCGGGGGUUCACCCAGAAAGAGCAGCUGGAGGUGGUGAGGCGUUUCCGUGACGGCGGCUUCAACACGCUGGUGUCUACCUGCGUGGGUGAGGAGGGGCUGGACAUUGGUGACGUGGAUCUCAUCGUGUGCUUCGACGCUCAGAAGAGCCCGAUCCGCCUGGUCCAGCGCAUGGGCCGAACGGGCCGGCACCGGCGCGGCCGCAUUGUGGUCAUCCUGGCAGAGGGGCGCGAGGAGCGGACGUACAACCAGAGUCAGAUCAACAAGCGCAGCGUCUACAAAUCCAUUGUGGGGAAGACGAACAGCUUUCGCAUGUUUCCCAGCAGCCCGCGCAUGCUGCCCGAGGGCGUGCACCCCACCCUGCACAAGAUGUUCAUCACCUGCGGGCAGUUUGAGCACCGGGAGACAGGGCGGCGCUCGUCUAAGGGCCGUAGGUCUGCUGCUGAGCUCCAGGUCUCCCUCCAGCACCCGCGGACUCCAGGGGCUCAUCAGGACAGUGUUAGGAAGGAUGGGCUCCUCAGCCCUUCAGAACUCUCCCUCUGGGAAUCCACGAUGCAACUGGGGGUUGAUGAGCCACAGCCAUUACUGAGCUCCUCCCACUUCCUGUCCAUCACAGAUGAGGCCCCGCCCCUGGAGCAUACGACCAAGAUCCGGGAGCUGUCCCUGUCUGAGUGGAGGCACUGGCAGAACCGGCCCUUCCCCACACACCGGGUCGAGCACUCGGACCGCUGCCGGCACUUUAUCGAGAUCAUGGAGCUCAUCGAUAGCAUGAGGCUGGAGGAGGAGGGAAGCUGUGCCUAUGAGAUGGAAUUGAAGGCUUAUCUCCAGAAAGGGGAUGUUGUCGGGUACAAAGGAGGCCAACCACCAGAAACGGCUACUGCAGUGAAGAGGCACAAAGCUGCCCCCAUCAACUCCAAGGGAAAGUCUUCCUCCAGCCCUGUGGUCAGUGUGGAAGAUGUGGAUAAGGAUUUUGUUAUUCUUAGGGGGGAUGCCCCUAAAGGACACACACCAGUGGUGACCCCUGCUCCCCAGUGGACUUUAAUAAAGGAGAAAACCCCUUCAGAGAAGUACAGUGGAGUUGGUCAAGGGCCUGGAGGUCACCAAAGCCACCAGUCAGAUAAAACAGCCCUGGACAUGGAUUUUGAGCUUUAUGACAAUUCUGUCGUAAUCCGUGAUGAGAUUGAAGAGCCGGAGGUCCAGUCUUUAGUGCAGAAGGAGGACCAGGACCGAAAUUCCUCACCUGACCAUGGUGCAGGACAACCAGGAGUUUUGUGCCUGUCUGAAAAAUGUAGCUCUGAUACUGGAUACAGCAGCCAACCGGAGGAACGUUGCCCAGAACUGGAUGGCAUGUUUUAUUUGCCCCAGUGGGAUGUUGGGCCCAAACUUCGGCCCCUACCAGGAACGCAAGAGAAAGUGAGGGUCAUUCUAGCCAACAUAAAAGACCUCUUGUCUCGGUCUCCACCACGAGACUUUGACCUGGAUGGUUCACUUUUUGAUCCUGAUUCCAGGACACAGCUGGCCAGUCCUGAAGCUAGAGAGUUAGGUGAUCCAUUCCAGGUGAAUUUCACAUUGGAGGCAGAGGGAGAGGAAGAGGACUUUGGUGAUUAUGCUCCAUCAAAUCAAAACUCAGAGGACAAGCCUCAAGAUGCCUUUCCUGCUUGGGGUGAAACUCCUGUCCAAAUGAAGACCAUGACUGACAAGAGUCCCCAUGAACAGGUCAGCAGUAUGGUCAACAGCCCCAGCUGGGAUGAGGUCUUCAGUGACAUUGAAGAUGUGCAGGACUGUAGGAGAUCGGAAGCAUCUGAUGAGCAGCCAGCACCCCAGCCUGGUCCCGCAGGUGACAGGCUCAGCAUCCAUACACCUUCACCACAGCUGGGCAGUGCGGGGCUGGACGAGAGCAUGGACUUGUUUGGAGACGACGAAGCUUUUCUCCAGGUGAGCAUCCCAGAUGUUCCCAGCGACAGGACACGGACUCAGCCUCCCGAGGAGCCUGCAGAGGGGAGAGAGCAUGCAGGAGAUGGUGCCAGCACAGAGCUGGAGGUGGAAGGGCCGCAGAACCCCCGCCUUCGCUCUCCUGGAUCACCCUCGAGACCUGCAGAGAACACAGACUGCUUUGACUGCUCCCAGGAACUCUUCUCUGUGAACUUUGACCUGGGAUACUCCAUUGAAGACUCUGAUGAGGAGGACUCUGGACCAGGGGAAAGGAAGCAGGAGAUGGUCCAUCACGCUGCAGAUCCAGCCCACGGGAGCACCGAGCACUCCACUCCAGCACCCCCACAGCAGAGCUUUCAGUCACCUGGCCGCUCUGUGGGCCCCCACCACGGGUGUGUCUCCACCCCAUUGGCUAAUCAGACAGGGAGAAGGGAGGGCCCUCCUCUCAUCUCCAGGGUGGCUUCGCUGCUGUCCCCCAUUGUUACAAGAAUCCAAGGGUCAUCCCCCUUACCUCCAGACUCCACCAUCUCUACCACAUGCUCACCAAUGGGUGGGUCUCGGCGUAUGGUCACACACCAUGGAGCUGUACCCGAGAGCUUGACCCCAAGAGUGCAUGCUGGGAAAAUAAACCAGGUCUCCACCAAGAGAUCUCUGCUACCGACACGAGGGUCUCUCAAUGGAGCAAAACUGCUGGAUCCUCCACUAACAGGGCUUGGCAGCAGCGACAGCGAGGAGGAGACGGUGAUUCGAAGGAAACAAAAGCAAGGCCAGGCCAAUCCUCUCUCCUCCCCAGUGGCUCAGAUGUGCAGUGAUGUGGACUCACCUGUUCAGGUUGCCCGGAGGCGGGCAGCUGCAAUAAGCACAUCAGAGGAGAGUGAGGGUGAAAGGAUGUCAGACCAGGACUUCCAGGAGGACUCCUUCCGGCGCCCCAAAGCACCCCGCCCCCACUCUUGCCAUGCCCCUCAGGGUAGAGCUAAGCCUGUGGGCAGAAGGGCACGGCAGUUCCUGGACGAGGAAGCGGAGCUAUCUGAAGAAGGCGGGUCUGUGUCCUCGGAUGAAGCAGAGGAAGAGGAGCAGAACCACUCCUUGGAUGGGUUUGUGGUGGAUGCCUCUCAGCUCUCUCAAGGCCUGAAUGACUCUGAGAUGCAGGGGGUUUAUAUGAAGUCAGUAAGAAGCCCUGCUAUGUCCAGCAAGUACAAAUUGGUCUACAAGCCCAGGCAUGAUGUGGAGAUCUUCUCACAGGUUCCAGAGCAGGACGAGACAUACGGGGAGGACAGCUUUGUAGUGCAUGGCAGUGAGGUGGAGGAGCUGAGCAGCAGUGAGGAGGAGGAGGAGGAGGGAGGGGGAGCGGGAGGGGUGGAGCUGAUUCCGGAGGAGUCCUUUGUGGGUGGGAGGAGGAUGUACCCCACCAGGCGGAGGGUCCAGCUCAGGCAAGCCAGGGCAGGGGCAGGACAGAGGAACCCCCACCACCAGGCCUCCAGGAAAACUAAGCGCUCCCGAAUUGUGCGCCCACAAGACUCCAGCGAGGAAGAGGAGGAAGGCAAGAGGAAGAGAGGGAACAGCGAAGAGCCCCCACGCGUUGGCAGGCCAGCGCAGGUGCCGGGUGAGGCCCUGUUCAAACCCCCUCAGGGUGUGCCCCCUGCUAGCCAUGGCCACAGGAGCCCAGAGGGGGUGUCCUUAAAGGAGAGGUGCCGCCAGAGGCUCAACCUUCAGGCCUCCGUGUCUGAAGCACAGGUCUGGGCGCCCAGCUCCACACAGUCCUGGCAAAAACAGCGAGAGGGUCAGAGUGGGGUUGGGCAGGGUGCAGGAGGUGGCGCGCCCCCUAUGUGCGUGCUGGCGGACGAGCGCAGCGUCGCCGGGGGAGCGGGGGAGGUGCUGUCCUGCCUGCGCCGGCUGCCUGGCGUCACCACGUGGGUCUGCCCGCUGGCCGUCUGCAGCUUCGCCGUCAGCAACCGCAUGGCCGUGGAGAGGCGGGCGCAGACGGAGGCGGCCAGCAGCCUGGGCUGCGAGCGUCUGACAGACAGGAUCGCCGGCCUGCUGGGCCGCUUCGACAGGGUCUGCCUCAUCCUGGAGGAGGAGAGCACCAGGCCAGGGUGCGAGGGCCCGUCACGGCGGAUCCAGAGCUCCCCGCACUGCGACAGCAUGCGGUCCACGCUCGCGCUGGCCGGGGUGAAGGUCCUCUUCAGCAGGGGGCCCGAGGAGACGGCCGGCCACCUGGCUGAGCUCGCCCGGCUGGAGCGCAGCAAGGGCCAGGCCAUCACCGUCCCCACGGAGGUCAGGGCUCACCAGCGGCAGGCCCUGAACGUCUACCUCAGUCUUCCCAGCGUCAGCUACGUGACCGCCCUCAACAUGUGCCACGCCUUCCAGACGGUGGGCCACCUGCUCAGGAGUUCGGUGGAGGCCCUAGUGGACGGAGCCCGUGUAAGCCACUCUCGAGCAGAGGAGAUCCUGCGGCAUCUCUCCGAAGUUCACUGUCCCACUGCGCCGCCCACUGACAAGAAACACAGCUUCUGACUUGCCACCCCCGACCCCUGACCCCAAUGCCAUCUUUCUGACCCACCACUGACCCAAAACACUGCACCUCAGAGCGGAGGAUA
Molecule: messenger RNA, 5975 nt
Organism: Megalops cyprinoides (Indo-Pacific tarpon)
Lineage: Eukaryota; Metazoa; Chordata; Actinopteri; Elopiformes; Megalopidae
Gene: fancm
Product: FA complementation group M
Exons: 23
Coding region: 1-5892 (1963 amino acids)
Biological process (GO): replication fork reversal; double-strand break repair via synthesis-dependent strand annealing; interstrand cross-link repair
Molecular function (GO): 3'-5' DNA helicase activity; nuclease activity; ATP binding
Source: RefSeq, a predicted model, not a curated record